This is a messenger RNA of Theileria equi strain WA, 603 nucleotides long. RefSeq lists its product as hypothetical. Lineage: Eukaryota; Apicomplexa; Aconoidasida; Piroplasmida; Theileriidae. The record is from RefSeq and is a predicted model, not a curated record. The transcript is spliced from 3 exons. The coding region runs from base 1 to 603 and encodes 200 amino acids.
AUGGAAGACCUCCCAUCAAAUGAGCGUGAAUGGUAUUCUUUUGAGAGGCAGGUUAGCCGUUGGCUCUCUGAGAAUGUACACGUGCUCACGCCCGAAGAGAGACAGCCAUUUACAAAAGCAUCGAUAAAUUCGAUUGGUAUUGGCUCAGGAAUGACUAUUUUAACAAAUUUAACGCUAAAUAGGUUUGGAAUAUUUAGCAAUAGGUUUAGGAGGGCAAUCGUCUCCUCUAUAGGUGGUAUUUACGUUACCACAAAGUAUAUAGCAAGCAAGAGAAGGGAGAUUUAUACCGAUCUCCUCAAGAGUCCUGGUACCACGGGUCAAGCUUGUAGAAAGAUUUUGGCUGCCACGAGGGCGGAUCCUACUGCACAUACGGGAUACCCUCAGGAAACACAUGCUCCAGUAGAUUAUUCAAAUUUUGGAGGACCUCAAGAGUCACAGGAAUUUGUCACAGAUAAUGUAAACGUUCCAAAAGAAACUGGAGGCUUCUUCCAGGAACAGGGACAAAGAACCGAAGUUGCAGAAAAGAAGGAUUUUAAAACAUGGGAAGAGAUUAGAAGAGAAAACCUCAAGAGAGACGGAUACACACAGUCUUCCGAGAGUUAA